AUGGCAUAUCAUCAAACCGAGUCAAAGUCGUGGAAAGGGGCAACCAGAAGUGCGCCCAACUACACACGCGUCGACUAUGGGCGAUUCCCCGAGAGUCUUCCGCCCCUUAUACCUAUCGGACAAACAUCAAAAAUUGGAAAGAUUGAAGUCGAUUGCCGGUUCCUUUGCUCAAGGUCCAGAUGGGGCAAGAUGUCGAACGGGGGUCCGGGUCCUCGGCUUAGUGACACUUAUCCCGCCGGCAUCCUUUACCUUGACCUGGCCUUCCGUCAACCUGCUGACUGCAGGCUUCAGUCAGCAAAAAUCGCCGUAACCCUAGGAAGAGAUGACUAUAUGCUCCAGAAGAGUGAACCGGCUGUCUUCAUGACCGGCCACUAUGGCCCAAGACAACUGAGCGGACCCAGACAAUCGAUACAAACCCGACAACUGGACGAGUUCAGACCACAAGUAGGAGUAGGGGGCUAUGUCGAGGUUGGCGGUGUUGGCAGGCAAAAAGAAAAACUCCAAACCAUCGCUGACAGCUGGCGUUUCUCUGGCUAUCUCCGGUCUGUUGACGGGUGUCCGAACUACAACAGGCUCGAGUGGGUUCUUGACGAGAGCUUCCUUGAGGAGCGACCGACGCACGGCCCCAUCUUUCACACAGCCUUUGCCAUCGGGCACAAUGCGAGGGCCUUUUAUCUGACGGUGGAAGUGACCGGCACCCUUGCUAGGAAACGGGAUAAGUUCAAGAACUGGUCGAGGGAGAAAUUCAAGUUCGGGGGAAGUAAAGACACGCCGCAAAACCAAGCAACCAUCAAGUUCCAGUGGAGGAACGGAUACUCGUCUGCCAAGUUGCCCCUGGACGUGGAAGCCCAAUAUCUUUCACAGGCCAUGGAUUUGGAGAAUAUGCACAGCAUUCCGAUCGUGAUCCCGGAGCCCCAACCAGCAGCUUUCUAUUCACCAGCUAUGCACUCGGAGGCGGCGACCGACACUCGAAGGACGUCUGUCCGCCCCGACAACGUGAUGCUUCCAACAGCCGGCAAUAACACUGCUGAAGCAAGAAUUCCGCGGCUGCAAACAGAUGUGCCACCUAGGCCGCUGUGGCUGACGGAUGCUCUCCCAAACUUGAAGCCAUCGACAGACGAGAAUAUAGCUUGGGCCGCCGGAUUGGACUCUGUUGGCCGUUCUGGUUCGAUAGAUCUUGACAGCCUUGAUUUGACCACGACGCCGAAGACUGUUUCGGGCGGCACGACACUGGUCGAUGACGACCAGGACAGUGAAAGCCCUUGGGAGUCUAAUUCAACCGCACGGCGGACAGUGGAAAGACAAGCCAAAACGAGCGACGAGUCCAGUGCGGAAAAGACGAUGAAGGGAGAGAAUCAUCCGUUCAACGAGCCGCCAAUGGAGGUUGGUCUUAUGCUGAAGCUCCUGCACUGGCUUCAAUGUGUUACUAUCUGGGAGCUUAUCUCGGCGAUGCUUGGAGUUGCUGCCUUAACCGGGGAAAGCCGUGCGGAUAAAGGAGAUUGGGGUCGACAAGGAAAAUGA
Neurospora hispaniola is the source of this 1521-nucleotide messenger RNA. RefSeq lists its product as uncharacterized. The transcript has a single exon. The record is from RefSeq and is a predicted model, not a curated record. Lineage: Eukaryota; Fungi; Ascomycota; Sordariomycetes; Sordariales; Sordariaceae. Bases 1 to 1521 code for a protein of 506 amino acids.